UGCAGCGCGCGCUGUUUUCGGUUCCCAUUAAAACAUAUUAUUAAAGAAACAUCGAUAUUUCUUUAAAGUUGCGGCAUUCGAAGGGAUUUGUAGAGGAACUGAAAAGAAAAUCGACGCGGUUGUGUGUUUUUGUCCGCCUUACAAACAUCAAAGCAAAAACAUGGAUACUUAAAAGAAGUUUAAUGAUAUAUAUAAUGUUUUAGUAAAUAUAUAUCGAUUUAAUUAAUUUUUAAACUUGUUGUUUUCCGCGAGUGGGCGCGUUUUGUUACCUGGCCGCUAUUCGAUUUUACUUUUUCCGCUUUUCCUGCGCGCGGAACGGGUUUUCCAGCGAAGCCUGGCAGUCAUUUUGCUCUCGGGCAGUAAAAACAAGGCUGAAAAACUGAAUUAAAGCGACAGGCUUUUGCGGCAAAUUAAUCGAUGUGCCGUGCAGACUUUUAAUUCGCAGAUUCAUCAUCGAUUUUUCCUUCGAGUUCAGUAUUGGUGUGUGUGAGUGAGUGUGCGAGUCCUGGCAAUACAAAUAAGCAGUUGGGUUAGGUAAACGAAACAACAAAAGGAAGUGAACAAGAGAGAGGGACAAGAAAGAAGAGAGAGAACGACAGGACGAAUCCAUGAGUGAUCACUCAUUGUGUCCUUUUCUCAAACUGCAGCUGUCACAUAAAAUUCGCGCGCGUGUGUGUGUGGGAGAGAAAAAGAACACCGGGUGAUAAUUUCACUCCAUUUCUCUCUGUUUGUGCAUUCAAUUUGCACUAAAGCGAGCGGCUUGCCAAAUUCGCAAAUUUCCGUCCGCGAAUUGCCAUCCAUUUAUUUUGCACUCCCCCCAAGAGAGCGAGAGCAAUAAUAGAAUUAUCAGGCAGAGCUGGAAAAAUAACAAAACCAAAAAGAGAAUGCCCUGGGAGGCCGUAAUGCCGCGACCCUCUGACAUUUCCAUCGUCGCCCACCAAAGAAACUACAACAACUACAACUGAACUGAACUGAACAACAACAUCAGCAGCCCAGGAAAUAAACAAACAAAACAGCAAAAACGAGCAAAUCAACGAACGAAACUCCAGCAGCCUCAACACCGCUGGCACAGUUUUCCUCCUUCAACUCCAACUCCGUGGAGGACUAGUGCUCGGCCAUGUCCGCCACUCUGUUCGAGAUGGCAUCGCAAGCGGAGGAACAGCAGCAGUUGGUCUGCCUGGAGGAGCAGCAGCAGCUGAUUGUGGGCAUGAGCAGCCUGGAGCUGAGCGAAUCCGUGGUCACGCCGAGCAAUUGCGAUGGCAGCGACAGUGGGCUGGAUGUGGCCAGCUGUUGCCUUUCGCGGGUCACCCUGCAACGUGGCCUGAGCAGCACCAGUGGCGGCUACACCAGCAGCAAUGGUCUGGAGGAGAUCUACGACAGCUGCGAACUGAAGGUGGCCACUGUGACCCAAACUCCUAGCGAGACGGGCAGUGAGAAGACGACGCCGCCAAGGAGAACUGGUUCGGUGAAGAAGAAAGUGGCCAUGUUUGAGCCGGAGCCAAUGGGAACUCCGGCCAAGGAUCAAUUGCGUGGUCGAGUGGCCAACUUAAAGAGAGCCGAGAGCCUGCCCAGAAAUAGUGCGACGCCGGGAACGCCGACCACUCCCGCUUCGAACAAGUCGCGCCUUUCGACCUCCUCCUCCUUUCGAGUGCCCAGCUCCUCUGCCACGCCCACUUCGGUUCGCCUGGCACGCCCCCAGAAACCAGAUACGCUGCCUAAUGCCCUGAACCGCGCCCAGUCCGUUCAGCGGCUCACCCAGGUGCAGCGGACUCCCUCCCUGAGUCGAGCUAGGACCCCGGGAACUCCCUCAGACGAUGGUCGUUGGCCGGCGAAUCGGGGGGCAGCUCGUCGCGGGAUGUCAGUGACCCCCGAAGUGACGGCAAACAGGAUGCGGGGCAGUCCUGCGCCCGGAGGAACCCUACCGCGUCGCCGGAAGCAGCAGUCCGUGGAGGAUCUGACCGGUGGUCGUCUGUCCAGGAGCAACUCCAUCAGUCGAGCAGCUGUGGAUUCCCGCAUGACCUCCUCCGUGAUGGUGGUUCCGACGAGUCGUAGGAGUUUGGCUCCCGCCACCGCCAAGGUGAAUUCCCUGCGGAGACCUCAGCCGGUGACGCCCAGAACACGAAUCUAUCACGAGACAGCCGUACAAACAGCUCUAACCAGUGAGGAUCUGGAGCAAGUGCUGGGCGGUGGUAUGCUGCAAACCCGUGCCCUGGACGCCGUGGAGCAGCGCAAUCAGAGCACCCAAGCGGAGCCGGAUCAGAGGGAUUUUGAGCUGGAGCAGCUGCGUCAGGAGGUGCGCCAACUCAGUGGAAAACUGCAGCGCGAGCGGGAGGAGAAGCUGGCCAUGCAGCAGGAGCUGCACCUGAACACGGAGCGGGUGAUGGGCAUGCUGGAGCUGGCGCGAGUGGCGAGUGCCAGUGCGGGCACACCCACGUCGGAGGACAGUGGCGAUGGCAGUGGCCACGACAGUCUUCUCAUGCUGGAGUCCCAGAUCCAGAUCAGUGGCCAUGAGCUGUUCGAGCGCCAGCAGGAGAUCGGUCAGCUGAGGGCCAUGUGUCGCGCCCUGCAGCUGGAAAUGCGAAGAUCCCUGGCCACUCAGCAAUUGCUGCUGCAGGAAAAGGCCGCCAUUGAACAGGAGUCCAGUGAACUGCAGGAUUUCCUGCAACACGAGAAGGCAGCCCAGUGCGAUGCUCUGCGGGACUUGGAAGCCGACUACCAAGCCGUCAAAUCCCAGUUGGCCAAUCGCGGGGAGGAGGCCAAAGUGCUGCGCGAUGAGUGCCGGCAUUUGGUGCGGCUCAAUGAGCAGCGUCGCCAGGAGAACCGCCUGCUGCAGACUAAGUUCUCCGCCUUGGAGAACAAAUCGAGGGAGCUAAUCCACCAGCAGAAUGCCUCGGUGGCCGGGGCAUCCACUGCCCUGUCGGGAUUGCACUCCCGUUUGGAUGGACUGGUGGAGCAACUGGUCUACUCCUACAGUAUUUCCGAGCAGGACUUGGAGGACAUUCGCUUCCAAGCGGAAUCGGAGCAGGUUCAGAACGGCCAAAGGCCCAAUGGUCUAGACUUGCCCAUCUGCCCGGCAGCCCCAGGCGAUGCAAUUCACACCCUGGUCCUGGCCAGUGAUGGCUCCUUGUCUCCGCAGCGCAAUCAGUCCUUCAUAGCCGCUGUCAUCGGUGCCAUUCGCCAGGCCACCACCCAUUCCGGCAAGCGGUUGUCCCUUCGCCAGGCGGGAAAACGGAACGGAGUAGCAGCAGGAUCGGCUCAGGCGGGAAACACAGGAGCCACGGCUCAUGAGCCUCAGGGAAAUGGAGACGAUUCCGAUUCCACGGAAAUGCUGGACUCUGAGACGGAACCCUGCCUCCUGAUGAUGGACAAUGUGUUGGAGGAUGUGGUUCAUCCGGACUCGCAUUCGCACAACAUGGUUUCCUCCUGCACGGGAAUGAUCUCCCAGAUAGAGCUGCCCACGGAAUUAAUUAGUCAAUGUAGCCAUCAGAACAAUUUAAAUGGAGGAACAGGUGGUGAUGACUCCCUGCAGCAGUUGUCCCAGGCCAUCACCAACAGGCAGCAAAUGGAGCUGCAUAUGCACAAGAUGAAUGGCCUGCCCAUGAAUCCUCGCGAUCAGUGUAACACAGAGGAGCUGAGCUGCCAUGAUUCACUGGCGGAGCUGGCCGAGUUGCCUUCGCUAAUGGAAUACAGUACCGCUCAGGCUGUCGUGGAUCAGGUGAUCGAAGUGGACACCUUGGUGACCAAACUGCUCAAGGUCCUCCGACUGGUUCAGCUCGACAACGACAAUUGCAUACAGCAAUUGAUUGUUGACAAGAACAAACUGCAGCAGCAUAAGGAGGACAUGCUGGAGAAACUAAAAGACUUGGAGGACGUCAAUUUGAAGCUGCAGGACGAACUCAUGGACGCCACCCAGGAGCUGAUGAUCAAGGGCAGUGACCUUGGCGGCGCCAAGGCCGAAAUGCAGCGCCAUCGCAACGAGAUCGACCGUCUCAACGAGGACAUCUGCACUCUGAGCACACUCUGCAGCAGCUACAAAAAGCUGUCGCCCACCACGGAGUUCCCGCCCAUGCGGCUGCUUUCUCCCAGCCAGGACUCCGAGCAGGGCGAUGUCCUGGGAAUCCUUAAUUUGCUCAAGAUGUGGCAGGCGGGCGGGCAGCUGCAGGAUCCACGAGUCAGCGGAUACCUUCAAACUAUGGCUGGCAGCCAGGUCCAAAACAUACAUCAGGAUAACAACAAUGUGGAACGCCUUAGGAUCUAUGCCAAUCAACUGGAGCAUGUGUCCCGAGUCCUGGACGAUGGACUGCCCAUGGAGCUGCAUGCUCCGCUCCAGCAGUUGCGGCAGGACAUCGAGGUCGUCAGGACGAAUGCCAACUGGACGCAGCUGCUCGAACUCAACGAAACGGAUCACAAUGCCAAUGGCGAUGUGCCGUCCACCAAGCCUUGAAUUGUGUCAAAAAUUGUUGUUAUUCGUCUAGUUAACUAUUAGAUCUUGAGCGUUGUUUACUUUUACGUAGUUAGUUACAAAUGUUUGCGUCCAAUUCAAAGCGAAACUGGCAUCGAUUACAGUUCUAGAUGUUUUAACCACGUCCAAAGGAAAGAAUAUUUUAAAGAAAUCAUUGCAUUCCAUAAAUCGACUAGACUUCUUAAAGCCACUGCACAAGUGAUCUUAAAAUGAAUUUCAGUUAGCUUACAUAGCAUGCAUUGCAGCAUUAACAAAUUUCUAUGCUGCAUACUUUUCGUCUAAAAAUGUUUUUCUGUGGCCCUGUUCAAUAGUAAUGGGUUAACCAGUAUUCGGUCUCAAGUAUUAUACAAUUCCUAGAAAUAAAUUUAUCCUACAGUUAAGUUGAGUUGCACUUUACAAAGAAAAGCUCCAUCAUGCCACAUCAGUUAUGCAAAAAGAAUGCCAAUCACAAUGCAGACUUAGAAUAUAUUUAGUUUUGUUUUAGCGAAGCGAACAUUUGCUUAAGAGUAAACGCCAUAAAAAUAUCCUUUGAGAUAUGGCACGCCUCAAACCGAAUUCCUUGCCGCAUUGCCAAAACUACAAUUGCAGCUACAAUUUGCUAUUCAGUCAUUAGUGGAAGGUGAAAGAAGGGUUUAGACUAGACCAGACCCCGUGUACUGAAAUGAUAACUAAUGCAUUCGAAUUCGAAAGCAAGCUGUUUGUUUAAUACACGUACAAUAAAUAAGCAUAAACUAAAUACAUAUGUAUAAAAAUCAACUAUAAA
Messenger RNA from Drosophila elegans, 5225 nucleotides. RefSeq lists its product as uncharacterized. The record is from RefSeq and is a predicted model, not a curated record. The transcript has 8 exons. Lineage: Eukaryota; Metazoa; Arthropoda; Insecta; Diptera; Drosophilidae. The coding region runs from base 1118 to 4444 and encodes 1108 amino acids.